CCGCAACUUCCCGGGGACAACGGACUCUUCCCUCUUAGACUAGUAGUUUAGGGACCGUGGCACCCGAGAAGCAACCGGGCCCUGCCUGUGACAUUAGGGUCUCGCUGGCAACCCUGGGACAACCGGGCACUUUCCAGGGGCAACCGGGCCUUCCCGCUUUAGGGUUACACCACUGCGAGUGACAACCGAGCAAGUCCUUUUGGUUUUAGUGUGUGCCCGGGGCUUCCACAAAUUCGAACCUUUUCAAUGACCUUUUCUUCGGAUGGCGCAGCUAGAAUACGAGCGAUUUGAUCAAAACUCGACCGGCUAUUUCGAGCAAUUUGCUCAAAAACCGGCCGGCACUUUUGAGCAUUUUGUCCAAACCGACCGGCUGGUGUUUUGAGAGGUUUUCUCAAAACGGGCGUGAGACUGGCCCGGGCUUGGCGAAGGAAGAAGGAAGAAGCUCUGAAACCCUAAUCGGAAGGCCGGGGCAGGCAUGUUGAUUGAGCUGACAUCAGACCCCCUCCCAAAUGAGUCAGCACAACCAAGAAAGGCCGCCGCGCACAUCUUCCUGAAUCUUGGCAGGCUUUCAAUUGCUGUAGAAGAGGGCAUCUGCUGCUCCUGCUUGUGCUGCUCCCCUCCUUCCGCUAUUACACUGACAGAAGCUCGCUUCAAGGUGCACAUUUGGGCUAUUCUGACUGCAGGCGUUUUUUGAGCUUGGAAGAAAAUAACGCUGUAUUCAGAAUCAACCUCAAAGCUGAAAAGAAGGCAUCUCAGAACCCGGAGACGCAAAGUACCUAGGAUCCUCUAGCAGAGUCCAAAAACUCGAGGUGGCCAGCAAUGGCAGCAUCUCUGAUCGCCGCCAGGGCAGCAGAGCUCCAGUUGGGCGUUGCAAGGUGCAACAGGGGGGAGAGCGUUGCACAAUUGAGACAGACGCUGAAGCCCCUGCCCUCUUUGUCAAGUCUGCGUCCACAACUGCCUGCCAGAACAUUUGUCUUUCACAGUGAAAUUGCAAAGAAAAGGUGUGGAAAUCCUGGAGUUAGAGCGGCUGAGGGCAAUGGAGCUGCAAAUGGGGCUGGAAAUGGCAAACCAAAGAUUGCAACAUUGAAAGAUGGGAAGGCAGUUGACGGGCCUGAUCUUUCUGUAAAAGUGAAUGGGAUCACAUUUCCAAACCCCUUUGUGAUUGGCUCUGGUCCUCCGGGUACGAACUACCAGGUGAUGAAAAAGGCGUUUGACGAGGGCUGGGGGGGAGUCAUCUGCAAGACGCUGUCCCUGGACAGCAGCAAAGUGAUCAAUGUGACCCCGCGGUACGCCAAGCUGAAGGCCCAGGGUGGCAAGGAGGUGAUUGGCUGGCAAAACAUCGAGCUCAUCUCCGACCGGCCGUUUGAGACCAUGCUGGCUGAGCUAAAGCAGCUGAAAGAGGAGUAUCCCGACAGGGUCCUGAUCGCCUCCAUCAUGGAGGAGUACAACCGCGGCGCCUGGGAAGAGAUCAUCGAGCGCUGCGAAUCGGUCGGCGUGGACGCGUUCGAGAUCAACUUCUCUUGCCCUCACGGGAUGCCCGAGCGCAAGAUGGGUGCGGCCAUGGGACAGGAUCCAGAGCUGCUGACGGAGGUGUGCGGCUGGAUCAACGCCAAAGCGACGGUCCCUGUGUGGGCCAAGAUGACGCCCAACAUCACCGACAUCACCGUGCCGUCGCGCGCCGCGCUCGCCCAGGGCUGCGAGGGCGUGGCCGCGAUCAACACCAUCAUGAGCGUCAUGGGCAUCAACCUGAAGACCCUCGCUCCGGAACCGUGCGUCGAGGGCUACUCCACCCCCGGCGGCUACUCGUCCAAGGCGGUGCGCCCGAUCGCGCUCGCGCGGUGCAUGAACAUCUCCAAGAUGAUCGAGCGCGACUUCCCGGGGCAAGGGAAGACGCUGUCCGGGAUCGGGGGCGUGGAGACGGGGGAGAACGCGGCCGAGUUCAUCCUGCUGGGGGCGAGCACGGUGCAGGUGUGCACGGGCGUGAUGCUGCACGGGUACCCCCUGGUGAAGGAGCUGUGCGGAGGGCUCCAGGAGUUCAUGAAGCAGCACAACUUCUCCAGCAUCGAGCAGUUCCGUGGGCACAGUCUGCAAUACUUCACUACCCAUACGGAUCUGGUGAGGCGCCAAAAGGAGGCCAUUGCUGCAAAGAAGGCCGCCCGAGUUGGCCUGGCCAAUGACAAGGAUUGGACCGGAGAGGGGUUUGUCAAGGAAACAGAAUCGAUGGUCUCAAACUCGUAAUUUGGACGCUGUGUAUGAAGACAGGCUAAGCUUUGAGAUCCGCAUACCCUCAGCCGUUGUAUAGGAGCAAGCUGCAAAAGAGAGGUGUAUGCCAUCCUUACAAUGUACAUAGGGUUUAUGACUUUAUCUAGUACGUGUACAUAAGAUGUGCGAUCACGAAGCGUUAGGCGUAGUUGUGUUGUACACCGAAGAUUAUGGUAGACCCGGAUAGAUCAAUCGCAGGGAGCAAAAGCCAUAACCUGACGACCUUCAGAAGAAGUUGCAUGCAGGACCGUAUGAAGGAUAACAGUCCUCAACAAAUGCGGUACAGUGUACUGUAUUCCAGUCAAGGCCUGACUGGUUAAUCAUACAUUAGCGUAGUCCUCAUCCUAGAGGCUUGUGUAUAGCUGUCAUGGCGGCAUGCAGUAGGUCAUGAUUAUUUUUAGGGCGUUUGGGCACGGCGGCCAACGUUCAGUGGCGCGCGCAGACUCAAUCAAGCCAAGAUGGACACUUCUCUUAAAGCCCGUG
This is a messenger RNA of Klebsormidium nitens, 2745 nucleotides long. The record is from the annotation of a GenBank genome assembly. NCBI's taxonomy places the organism in Eukaryota, Viridiplantae, Streptophyta, Klebsormidiophyceae, Klebsormidiales, Klebsormidiaceae.